This is a messenger RNA of Mizuhopecten yessoensis (Yesso scallop), 2741 nucleotides long. RefSeq names its product tripartite motif-containing protein 2-like. Gene Ontology annotation, biological process: positive regulation of DNA-templated transcription. The transcript has 2 exons. Lineage: Eukaryota; Metazoa; Mollusca; Bivalvia; Pectinida; Pectinidae. Gene Ontology annotation, cellular component: nucleoplasm; chromatin. Gene Ontology annotation, molecular function: ubiquitin-protein transferase activity; zinc ion binding. Bases 132 to 2108 code for a protein of 658 amino acids. The record is from RefSeq and is a predicted model, not a curated record.
AUAUACACUUCCUGCUUUGGAGAUCGGUCCAAGGUGUAAACAAGUGUCCUGCCGAUAGAAGUCCAGACUGUCUUUUCCGUGUCGAUAUUGUUAGUUCACAAGGCCAGUGUUAAUCUGCCCUAGCUGUUACUAUGGCUGAAGGCGGCCCCUCUCCAGAACUGGACGUACACUUACUGGAGUGUCCAAUAUGUCUGGAGCGACUUCGACAACCCAAGUCCUUACCCUGCCUCCACUGCUUCUGUCAGGAAUGCCUCGGCACCUACAUCACCAAGGAGCUGUCUGGAAAAACGGUGUCGGCAACAUCGUUCCCUUGUCCUGUCUGUAGGAGAAUGGCCCAGCCCGCCAAUCAAACAGAAGCUAAGGACAAAUGGGCAGAACAGUUCCCGACUAAUGUUGUGAUCCAGGAUCUUAUCCAGCUCAGGGAACGUUCGUCUGAACCACUGUACUGCAAGCCAUGCCAGACAAAAGGUGACCUGACAAAUCUAGCGAAAUUCUGGUGCAAGUCGAUGAACGUAAAUUUUUGUGAGAUUUGUAAAGUACAACAUCAUGAUGUCUUACAUAAUGAUUGUGAUAUCUUAGAUAUUACUAGGUACGAUAGCAGGAAAACAAAACAGAAACAGUCAGUCCCUAAAUGCGACCAACACGACGAGAUAUUGAUUUGGUACUGUGAAGACCACAAACGUCUUGGAUGCAACAUAUGUAUGAUCAAAGACCACAGACGUUGUGAUGAGGUGACGACGGCAAUGGAAUAUUUACAGAAGAUAAAAGCCGGUUCACAACUAGAAGAGAUGGAGAUGGCACUGAAGAAAGGAGCACAGGCUAUGACGUCAUUGGUUAAGGAUUUUGACGAGCAGAUCCAAACCAUGGUUCAAAAUCAGGAAAUCGCACUGCAAAGCAUCAAAGAUCUGCGCCAAAGUGUCGAAGAACAGCUGAACAAAGUUCAGAGGGACGUUACUGACAAGUUAAUUGCAUUGUUUAAAGAGGAGAAGGGGAAUAUGGAGGCCUCGUCACGACAGUGUGAACGUCUGAUGAACAGUAUGGUUAAUACCAUGAAGUCGUCCGUUACCGCCACAGAGGAAAACAACACUAUUGAGGCGAUAGUUUUGUAUCAGAGAGGACAAGCAGAAGUGGAGUCGUGUAAGGCCCUGGUCACGGAGAUGAGCACGUCCUUUAUGUCCGUCAGCAUUAGGCAUCAUAUUGUUCCCAGACUGGUAACCCUCGGUGAUGAGGCGAUGGGGAAGGUCGUAAUCGAGAGACAACGCCGAUGUCUUCCUGGUGAUCUUGAUUACCUGUCCGUUCCUUUGUCUGAGCGUCGUGUAAAAGAAAUAGGGAAGUUUAACGUAAAGACUCCGUCUGAUAAAUCUAAUUGUUUGAUACGUGGGGUUGUGUAUCUUCCAAAUGAACAGAUAGUAGUUAGUGAUAGCAACAACAGGAAGCUGAAGUUGUUUACAGACAAAGGACAGUACCUGGACGAGUUGACUAUCCGGGGAGAUCUCUGGGAUCUGUGUCUGGUGAACAACAAUACCGUGGCGGUCGCUGUCGACAGUCCCAGUGGUGUUCGGGUCGUGAAAAUCAAGGAUUUAAAACUCUCCCUGUCGUCUGAGAUCAACAUGACUAAUGUUAAACACUGUUAUGGUAUAACACAUACAGACGGGAGGUUUGUCGUGAGUACAUAUGUAGGAGAGGUAUACAGUGUGACACAGGACGGAGCGACUGAGUUGUUACAUAAGUAUAACAUCAUCUGUUAUAGCCUCACACAAGAUCCAGUAAAGGGAGACACAAUCGUCAGUGUCGGUAACAACAACAAGGGGAAGGUCGCGGUGUCCAGACUGUCGGCUGACAAACGUCACAUGGAUGUGAUGAAGGUCGAUGUCGUGAGUGGUGCUAGGGGAAUAGACGUGGACAGGGAGGGUAACAUCUACGUGUGUGGAAAAGAAUCACACAACGUCGUACAGAUGUCUGAGGACGGGACACACGUCAGGGAACUGCUGACGUCAUCAGAUGGAAUGAAAUAUCCACGGGCAAUAGCUGUUCGUGGUGACACGUUUGUAGUUACUUUUGAUUCUACAGAUCAAAUCAAUUAUAUCCGUAUCUUUCAACUCUACUAAAUAUAGUGCAGAUGAAUACAUUGAUUGGUUGAUCACGUGAUAUGUCUAUGUACCAGAAUAGUAAAACAAACAUUGCAGUCACUAUUGUUAUGUACAAUACAUUUUCUGAACUAUACAUACAUUUGUUUAUACCGGACAUUCCGUUGAUUUUUAUCACAUAGGAAUUAAAAUAAGACGGUAAAGAACUUACUAACUGCUACAAACAAUGAUUACACAUGAAAGAGUGCCAUUAUGAUAUGUGAUUUAUUAUUAUUUUAAUGUUUUGUUUCCAAUUGAUGAAAACAUGACUUAUGGUGUGUCAGUUUUAAUCAACUUAAUGAAAAAUAUCACUUUGUUGAAAUUGUUCUAAUUUCUGUGUUCCUGCCCGAAUACCAUAAUUGUGUAGGAAUGGAGUUUUACUGAAAAUUGUAAAAUAGUUAUCUACCUGCCAGGUAGAAAAACAAUAUGAAUAUAAAGUGUCCGUUGUUAAUUCUGAUCUUGUGAAAUGGACAGGAUACUGUUUUGUCGAUAAUUUUUCCAGUUCUAAUGGCACAUGAAUAUUUUUGCAUAUACGUAUGUUCCUCAAGAAACUCAGAAUAUAUCCAGGAGCACAUUCAAAGGACUUUUCUUUUCUCAAUAAAUCACUCCUUCUUU